UAUCAUGAAUCAGUAUUCUUUAUAAGACGUUCUAUAUAGUUCUGUUUUAAAACAGAUCAAAAACAACAUAUUUUUUAUUAUAAAAUCCAUAAACAACUUUAAAAUGAAUUGUUUAAUAAAUGAAGAACAAUUGGAACAAAAAGAAAUAGAAAGAGUUCUAAAGGAACUUAAUAAACAAUAUAAAAAAGAUAUUAAACUAUUACUGCUAGGAACAGGGGAGUCAGGCAAAUCGACUUUUAUACGGCAAAUGCGUAUUCUAUACGACAAUGGCUUCAGCGAUGAGGAGAGAUUGCAUCAUAUUAAAUUGAUAUAUGAAAAUAUUUUUAGUUCCAUGAAAAAUAUGAUUGCAGCCAUGGAAUUAUUAAAAAUUGAUUAUGAGAAAAGUGAAAAUGCCACUGAAAAUGCAUUGCUCAUAAAUAAAGUAAGUUUCAAUUGCGAUACUGACUUGAAAGAACCCUAUUUGUCGGCCAUCAAACAACUAUGGAACGACAAGGGCAUACAGAAAUGCUAUUUGCGACGCAAUGAAUACCAAUUAAACGAUUCGACUAAAUACUAUUUGGACGAUAUCGAUCGCAUUGCUCUGCCAGAUUAUGUGCCAACGAAUCAGGAUAUUUUAAGAGUUCGUCAGGCAACCACUGGCCUAAUUGAUUAUAAUUUUCAAGUGAAAAAUGUUAAGUUUCGUAUAACAGAUGUGGGUGGCCAACGAUCGGAACGUAGAAAAUGGAUGCAUUGUUUUGAUAACGUUAAGGCCAUAUUAUUUUUAGUGGCCAUUUCGGAAUAUGAUCAAGUUCUCAAGGAAGAUGAACAUCGCAAUCGUCUUAAGGAGUCGUUCAAAGUUUUCGAAUCCGUUUCGAACUUUUUCCAAGGCAUUUCUAUUAUAUUGUUUUUAAAUAAAAUUGAUUUAUUUGCUGAGAAAAUUAUGUACUCACAUUUAGAUGAGUUCUUUCCAGAAUUUAAGGGACCUCGUUGCGAUUACGAAGCGGCUAGUAAAUUUAUAUUGGACAUGUUUUUACAGGCACGACCCAAUAUGUAUCAUCGUUAUACCUGUGCCACAGAUACCCAGAAUAUUGAAAUGGUAUUUACUGCUGUAAAGGACAUCAUUUUAAAUACGAAUUUGGACAAAUUUGGACUUAUGUGAAAUGAAAACGUAAAAUAUCAACUUGUUGCACCUUUAUUUUUUUUUAUAAAUAAGUCUUUUUAUGUAUUACGUAUCAAUUUAAAUAUUUUUAAUUCAAUUAAUAAAUUACCUUUAAAAAAUCGAUUUUUCUAUCAUCCUCCAAUAGAGGAUAUAAGUCGCAAAAGGCCUACUUUUAUAGAUUUUCAUUCAAACAUUAAUUAUAUAUUAUAUCAUUUCAUCAGGAUCAUAUAUGCAUGAUUUUAUAUUCCUAUAUUUAAUAAUUCAGAAAAUAAAAAACGAACCAAUUGAA
Molecule: messenger RNA, 1427 nt
Organism: Lucilia sericata (common green bottle fly)
Lineage: Eukaryota; Metazoa; Arthropoda; Insecta; Diptera; Calliphoridae
Product: guanine nucleotide-binding protein subunit alpha-11-like
Exons: 1
Coding region: 104-1138 (344 amino acids)
Biological process (GO): adenylate cyclase-modulating G protein-coupled receptor signaling pathway
Cellular component (GO): heterotrimeric G-protein complex
Molecular function (GO): guanyl nucleotide binding; GTPase activity; G-protein beta/gamma-subunit complex binding
Source: RefSeq, a predicted model, not a curated record